This is a messenger RNA of Aspergillus niger, 1425 nucleotides long. RefSeq lists its product as uncharacterized. Lineage: Eukaryota; Fungi; Ascomycota; Eurotiomycetes; Eurotiales; Aspergillaceae. The transcript has 9 exons. Bases 1 to 1425 code for a protein of 474 amino acids. The record is from RefSeq and is a predicted model, not a curated record. Gene Ontology annotation, molecular function: monooxygenase activity; flavin adenine dinucleotide binding.
AUGCCAGCGACCACCUGCUCUGGCUUUGUCUCGCUGGUCCCGGAUGGAAAUGGCAACUGGAAAAUCUGGCUCCUCAGGACGAUCCUAGACCAGUUUCAAGACCUGCCAAAUGUGGAUGAGUUAGAGCCUGGGCCCGCACCUACUAGGCAGCCUCUUCAUGAGGGAGCAGUGUACGAAUGCGUGGUUAUCGGAUGUGGACAGUCGGGCUUGAGUGUCGCUGGUCGACUGCAGGCACUUGGGGUGUCAUAUCUGGUGGUGGACAAGGCACCUCGCGUGGGCGAUUCUUGGCUUCAGCGAUAUGAAUCAAUGAAAUUACACUCUGUCCGAGAUGCCGCCCAGCUCCCGUUUCACCGCACCUUCAACGAGAAAUAUCCCGAAUUUAUGAACAGGGAGGAUCUGGCCCGUGGAUACCAGGCAUGGGCUGAGCGAUACUGCAUCAAUAUUUCAUUCUCGACGGAGCUCACCUCAGGGACCUGGGAUGACAACCAACGUAAAUGGACUCUUCAUCUGCGCCAGAAACAAGGCGAGCAAAUGACUGCCAGGACCGUUACCUGUUCCCAUGUCGUCAUGGCCAUUGGAGCUGGAGGGCAGGAGCCUGUCCGACCCUUUUAUCCAGGGGAGGACCUAUUCCAAGGCGAUAUCAUACACACCGCACAAUACAAAAGCCCUCGUCCAUGGCAGGGCAAGCAUGGUGUCAUCAUUGGGUCCGCUAAUUCAGCACACGACACGGCAGCAGAUAUGGUCGGUACAAGAAUGGCCUCGAUAACCAUGAUCCAGCGCAGCCGGACAUGCAUCAUCCCAAAAGAAUUCAUGCCCCAACGAGCCCAAGGCACCCUCGCCGCCGACAAACAACAACUCUCCACCCCCCUAGCUGUAAGCCGACUCAUGAGCACCCUCACCCUAGGCGCAAAGAUUGCCCAGAACCCAGAGCGCUUCGACGCUCUCGAACGAGCGGGGUUCAAAGUCGACCGAGGCGCCGAAGUCGUCGCGCACGUUCACGAACGCUACGGAGGACAUUACAUAGAUGUGGGGAAUUGUGCGAACAUUGCCAAGGGAUUGGUGAAAGUCAAGUCCGAUAGUCCUCUCGCCAGGUUCACUCGUACCGGACUUCUCUUCGAAGAUGACACGCAUCUCCCUGCUGACGUGGUGGUCUUUGCUACGGGGUAUAAGGGGAAUGCCAGGGAUACGGUGAAAGAGUUAUUUGGGAAGGAGGUGUAUGAUCGAGUUGAGGAUUAUUGGGGGCUUGAUAAGGAGGGGGAGGUUAGGGGGGCGUUUAAGCCUAGUCCGCAUGGCCAUGUCUGGUUCAUAUCCGGGACUACGACGCAUUCGCGGUACUUUUCUCGGUUCAUUGCGCUGCUGAUCAAGGCGGAUAUCAUGGGGGUGCCGGUGGAGGUGUAUCGGGAUACGCCUGAUACAGAUGAGUAG